AUGGGAGCCAACAUCCAGCCCACUCUACCGUUUUUUCUGGUGCAGAUAGUGGGCCUCGUCUGCAGGUGGCAGUUGGGGUUGUUUUGCUAUGAAGAACUCGCCCAUUCGUUCCUCGCUUGCCCUACAGAGAAGCAUCUCUGUUUGUGGGAAGGUCGUCAGCUUGUAGAAUAUUACCCUUAUUCCUGGUGGAAUGACCGCUGGGACAUGCGUUUCCAGACUGCAGAAGUUCAGUUAACCUUUACAGAAGUGAUGGACAUCGUGAACGAACAUUUUCAGCAACGGGUGAGAUUUCAGUCAUUUUGCAAUGUGUCGGCUGACAUAGGACAGCCAGAGGGUGCAUUACUGGCUGCUUUACCCACCACCAUGAAUCCUCAGGGAGGUCCGUUGAGUAGGCAACUUCUCGCAGUCAGGGCAGCAGCAGCACAUGCUACUGAUGAAGUUCGCCGAAUGAUUGAAGAUAAACAGAUUGAGGCUGUCAUCAGUGCCGAGUGUCUCGGCCACCCGGAGGAGAUUAACAUUGGCCAUGCUAUGGAAGCUUCCCGCCGUGUGGUACAUUGUGCAAGACAGAUGGUGACAGCUCCGUAG
Molecule: messenger RNA, 585 nt
Organism: Suillus discolor
Lineage: Eukaryota; Fungi; Basidiomycota; Agaricomycetes; Boletales; Suillaceae
Exons: 1
Coding region: 1-585 (194 amino acids)
Source: RefSeq, a predicted model, not a curated record